Messenger RNA from Ostrea edulis (European flat oyster), 4073 nucleotides. RefSeq names its product major facilitator superfamily domain-containing protein 1-like. Gene Ontology annotation, molecular function: transmembrane transporter activity. The transcript is spliced from 13 exons. The coding region runs from base 334 to 1779 and encodes 481 amino acids. NCBI's taxonomy places the organism in Eukaryota, Metazoa, Mollusca, Bivalvia, Ostreida, Ostreidae. Gene Ontology annotation, biological process: transmembrane transport. The record is from RefSeq and is a predicted model, not a curated record.
ACGACUUGUCUAAUACUGUGUCAGCUGAUUGAGGAAAACAUUUUUAAAAGUUCUAUUAAGAAUAUAUUGUUGGAAUGUAUUUCUACGUGUAAAUUCAAUCUGUACAUGAAGAAUAGGGAAAGAGGCUGACCAUCGAAGAUAACCACAAGAAAAAAAAUUAAUCUAAUCAUCCCAUUCGUCACUAAAAACGACGAGAUUCAAAGCAAUGUAAAGCGUUUGAAGUUUGUUUUGAUUUGAAGUUCAGUAACCCUAAGGUCUAAGGACCCAGUUACAGUCACCUGAGGCUGAUACAUCUAGGCUGGUAUCGGCAAGAUUCUGGACUGAAGAGACAAAAUGGCAGUCUUGUGUGAUAUGGAUGCUUCAAGAGCACCAUAUAGAUUUUUAGUCCUCUUUUUCAACUGUAUGUUGACGUUUGGAAGCUAUUUCUGUUUUGAUAUGCCCAGCGUGUUGCAGGAUGAUUUCACAAACAGCGAAAAUUGUACCAACUACACCAGUGGAAACACUAGCUUCGACACCUGUGACUGUGAGGGCUGUCUGGGAAUGUCAGAUGAUAAUUACAACCUGUUGUAUGCAAUCUAUGCUUGGACAAAUGCCCUUGUGGUUAUUGGAGCAGGAUUUUUGAUAGACAAGAUGGGAAAUAGGCUUGGAGUCUUUUUGUUUUCUUUCCUCUGUGUUCUUGGGUCAUCAACUUUUGCUGUUGGGGCCAUGUUGAAGGGGACAUCAUACAUGUUGCCCAUCAUGUUACUUGGAAGACUGAUAUUUGGAUCAGGCAAUGGCUCUCUCACAAUUGUACAAAACAGAAUAACAGCAUACUGGUUCCGAGACAAAGAGCUAGCUUUAGCAUUUGGAAUAACGCUGGCAUUCUCCAGGCUGGGAAGUGUUUUGAAUUUUUUCCUAACACAAAACUUCAAAGAUGUUUAUGGUUUGACAUGGACUUUAUGGGGAGGAGCCAUGUUGUGUGGACUGGGUUUUGUUUGUGCCAUGAUUGUAAGCUUUCUGGACAAAGUGGGGGUCAGAGCUUUAGGGGAUGAAGACAAUCUAAAAGUGCAAUCUAAGAAAUUGAAAUUGACAGAUGUCAAAAACUUCUCCCUGUCCUAUUGGUUGCUAGCCCUGUCCAUCAUGUUCUUCUACAACGGAGUUUUUCCUUUUGUGGCAGAUGCCAGUAAGUUCAUUCACAGGAAGUAUAAGAUGUCUCCAAAGGAUAGUGCCUACAUAGCAGGGGCAGUGUAUGACGUCUCUAUGGUGCUGUCUCCUUUUCUGGGGGGCAUCAUUGAUAUAAUUGGCAAGCGUGGUAUUUUGGCCCUCUUCUGUGCCUUGCUGACCAUUCCACUGUUUGGACUAUUGGCCUUCACCUCUGUAUAUCCUCUGGUUUGCACCCUCUGGCUGGGGAUCACAUAUUCUUUUGCCGCAGCCAGCAUGUGGCCCUCGAUUCCGCUGGUCGUGACCCAGGCCACAGUGGGUACUGCCAUGGGAUUGACUACCUCCAUACAGAUGAUUGGAAUCGGAAUUUCUAAUCUAAUUGUUGGAAAGAUUUUGGGAAAGACUGAAGGAGAGGAGACUCUGACGAGAUGGAAGUUUGUUAUGAUAUUUUUGCUGGCUAAUUCCUUAGCCUGUGUCGCUUCAACUGUUUUCCUUAAUAUCUCAGAUAAACGAAAGGGUGGCAUACUGAACAUCAGCAGAAGACAACGCCAGCAGCAGGCUCAGGAAGAAUCUGUAAAAGUAGCAGAGGAAGAGGAGGAAGAACCAUUGUUGGGAAAACAGAGGCACCGAAUAAAUUAGUGAUUCUGAGAUCAACUGUACGAGAGUUUUUCCGUUACUGCUAGUCAUAAGGAAGAAAUGUAAAAUAAGAUAUAUAGUUUUCUAGUAUGCUGUUUAGAAUAGUCAGCAGCGUUGUCAGGGAAAGUACCAUGUAUGUUAUUGGCUGGGUUUUUUUUUAAUUCUAGGAGACAAAAACAAAAUAUGUAACAAUGCUGCAAUAUGUGUGUAUGUUCUUAGGGUUGAUGAACCUAAUUUGAAAAGCUGAGCUCUGUGAAACAUGGGUGUGUACUCUUGUCAUUUUUGAAAACUUACUGGUAAAUUUAAAUGAAUAUUAUUAAUAUUUUGUAUAAAAAUAUAAAUAGGAGUAUAUCAUUUAUGUAAAUAUUGUGUGAUAAGUAAAUAACUGAUUCUCAGGUAAAUUCCAAUCAAAUAUUGUGUGAUAAGUAAAUAACUGAUUCUCAGGUAAAUUCCAAUCAAAUAUUGUGUGAUAAGUAAAUAACUGAUUCUCAGGUAAAUUCCAAUCAAAUAUUGUGUGAUAAGUAAAUAACUGAUUCUCAGGUAAAUUCCAAUCAAAUGUUAUAUAAAAUGUAGAUUUUGCAACAACCUCCACAAAGCUUUCUGUCUUAGACACGUAGUUUUUUCUUCUUUGAUUUCGAUAAAUAGUGGGUGGUUAAUGUUGUACUGAAAUAUGAUUGAAAUCCAUAUUGAGGAGAUAUCUUUUUAAAGAAAGGAUAUUGUGUCAAAACAUCUUACAUGGGACGUUUUCGUUUUAUUCUAUCUUAAUCUGGAACAGAUAUUUAUCAUUUUUUGGCGUACUUCCUUUAAAAAUCGACCUAGGAUAUGUUUGAUGAAUGUACACAAAGAAGUUAGGCUCACCAUCCUUAAUUGUGUGAAUGACUGCAAGACAUGACAUGCACAUUUUGAAAAUUUUCUUCAUGAUGUCAUUUGAACCUGGUGUUUUCAUCCGUAGACGUCUUUUACGGCUAUGUUUGAUCUUAUGAAUCAAGAAACAAACAAAUGAUGUGAUAGUUAAGAUGGAUUUUUACUGAGUAUUUGGUAACCGUGAUACUUUUCCCCAAUAUCAUAACUUAUUUAUUUUAUAGUACAACUGUGAUUGUGAAAUAUACAAUUUCAUACGUUUUUUGUCAUUGUAGGUAUGAAAAGUGCCAAACUUCAUGCUCCGUUUAUUGUAAAUUGUGUGUUUUAUGUGUAGUAUAAUUCACGAAAAUCUUUGAAUUACAUUUCCUUUUUAAAUGUAUACAAGUGGUGUGUGUGUUUUAUUCAAGUAUUCAUUAUGUGGCAUUGAUGAUUUCAAAAAUGGUGCCUACGUUUUCUGUAAAUAUGGUUAAUGGUUGAUAAUCAUUGAUAUUUCCAUAUUUCGCUGUCAUUGACUUGCUCACUUUUGCAGUUUUACAGUUGGUUAGCAAGUAGUUGUGACAUAAGAUUAUCAUAAUUACAUUCCAUUUCUAGGUCACCUUACUCAGCUAGGCGACCUCCUGCUAUAUGGUUUUAUGUGUACUGUGCAUCCUUUUUAUGUUAAAUUUGAACAACUUCAACGUAUCAAAUACAUGUACUACCUAGCCAAUUUAUACUGUAUGUAGUAUGUAGCAACAAAGGGAUCGGGGGAACAAAAAUUGUGAAUUUCAUGGUUUCAACCUCCUGGGUGCUAUGAAGCAUGGGCAAAAUAUGUCAUGCAAACUUUGAAAGUCUUUAGUUAAGAACAUAAAGCAGCCAGACUGUGUUCAUAGUCGGGGAAGCCUCCGAAAUUCAUGACAAUGGGUCAGGUGUUGCGGGUGGGGCUCUAUGGAAUAUAUUGUGAAAAUGCAUUUUCCUCAUAAAACAUUGUCAUAUUCACUCCUGGACAUCAAGCAACCAAACUGAGUGUACAGUAAUAAUGAACAAUGUUAAAUGUUCGAAUAUCUGUUCCAGGCAAUACUUUUGUAUUUGCACCAUGGUUGCUAAUGUUUGUGAUGUGACCCAGGAGUGUGUUCAUUUGAUAGCAACAUUAAAAACUAUUUAUAGGCCAAAAUUUUGUCAGAAACGUUUUUUGAGACAGAUUUAUACAGAUCACUCAUGAUAAUGAUGUACUAAAUGCUCCAUCACCAUGCUGCAUCUCUAAUUUUUAUUGUGUGAUACAUGGGCAACCAUUAUACCUGUACUUAGAGGCUCUGCUGUUGAAUUGUUAUUGGAAUUUUUUUAAAAGAAGGAAACCACAACAUUUUAGUUAUGAAACUAUGAGACAUACAUUACCAGACAUGGAUUUGAAGGUUGUAAAUACAUGUAAUUGUCUUCAAUAAAACUUUAUAUUUCCAGUU